AUGAGCAGCACCGCUAUGAACAUACCAAUCAUAAAAUACGAUAUCCACGAUGUUUUUCUGGCACUGAGUGUUCUGAGGAGGCUACCAGAAUAUACGAAAAGGUUGCAAAGAAGCUCCUCAGAGGUAUCAUAUCGAAUCAUUUACAGCUCGAUUUGCGCUGCCCGCUGGUACUACCGCUGCUACUCCCGGUACGGAGAAUUUGUUCGUUUACUCAACAAAUACACUGAAUGUAUUACUUUGAAUUUACCUAACACCGCACUCCAAGUCGCGGAACAAAUUGCAGCGCACGCUUCCCAAAUUCGGAUUCCGCAGCACCAGCAGCGGCUUCCGCUUCCCAUUCUUGUCUCUAUCCUUCUUGCGGCGAUAUGCUGCGUCGCGACGGUGGUUCUCAUUGGCGUUGGAGAAACUUGCUGUGGCAAAGCCGAUAUUGCCGCACUGAUACUUAGCUGUGUCAGCGUCUUGUGCUUAUGUGCACUGCUUUCACUCAUUUACGCAUCCUUAAAGUGGCACGAAUGCAGAGGGCAGGAACAGCUUGUUGACCGGAUAGUGCGAACGGCCUACGAGAGCAUCGGAAAACAGAACUUUUGCAGCAACCCGCUGUCGGACAGAAUUGAUCUCACAGAGCGAAUGGCCGUCGAGGAGACAGAUGAGUUUCUUCUAGACUCGGGAACCGCACAUCGUAACCAGCGGGCUAUUGCGAUGCUCUUAAAAAAGGCCACCGAAGAUGAGUGGAAUGCUGCCUUACAGAACAGAGGACUUCCUCAUUCUAUGAUUGGGCUUAACGCCAUCUAUCAGCAUACAAUUAUUAUCAUGACGGACUUUGAUGGACAGGUAGUACUGUGGAGCGAUGGCGCGGCUACCUGUUUUGGAUUCAGUGCACGAGACGUUGAGGGAAACAACAUAAAUUCUCUUCUCUAUGGCGAACGGUCGGUAGAGCUCUACGCCACAAUGACUGAAGCUGCUAUGAAAAACUCGCGCCUCUCUGAAAAGGUUCUCACAAUGGCACAUAUGAGUUUGGGGACUGUCUCUAUCAGCGCAACGGUGGUCCUGAGCUGUGAGACCGAGUCGAAUCAGCCCGUCGGGUUUACUCUUAUCGGGUCUGUCCGCUCCGAUGAAUUGUCGCAGACGCAAGCAGUGCUGCACUCCUUCUUUGUGACAGAAUUGUCACAACUGUCUGUCAAGGACAGUCAAUUUCGUCAAAUUGUCUACUGCCUGCAAUGGAAAAACCUGCGCGAUUUCUCCGCGCUGACGAGGGGCUGGAGAAGCGCGCACAUUCGGCAGCUGCUGUCCGAGGUCAUCAAAGGUCGGCAGCGCUACGUGAGCUUCGAAGUCGAUCCAAAGGUAACCGAGUUGCCGCCUAUUCUCUGCGACACGGUUGGCGUCACUGCUGUGCUGAAUCGAUCCUUCGAGCUGUUCUGCGAGAAAAUCAGCGUUCGCGUUGAGCAAAAGCGCACGACCAGUGCGGUAUACCAGCUCGUUGUAAUUUACCGUCAUGAGAUGCCCGGGCUCAACCGAAAUACCUUGAUUGGCAUCACCCGCUCUGCAAAUGACCUUGGCGGUAUUGUAAUUGAUUCCCCCGGUACGCUGAAGCUGUUGCUGCCCUUCAUGAUGAAGGAUGAGGUAAUUCAAGUCUUGCGGCCUCAAGAUGCUGCUGCACAAAAGUCCAAUGGCCAUGACCCACUCAUUGUGCUGCUCUUGGAGAAGAAUGGCGUGCACUGUCACAAUAUAUCAGCAUCCAUCUGGAACUGCGGUCAUUCUGUGCGGUUGGUUGAGAGUGUUUGCAAAGCGUUGCAGGCCAUCGAAGAAUCGACCGACCUCGGCUGCGCUAUCGUCGACAUCGACUCGAAAGGUUCUGACCGUGUGGUCGAGGCGCUGCUGGCGAAGCACAUCUACAUAAUCGAAACCUCCGAGGCGCUAGACAGCGUUGCAAAAUGUGGUGACGCCCUUCUGAAAAAGCCGAUUUCGAAUGAGGCGCUUCGUAAGGAGCUAGACAGAGCCAUCAAUAGGUGUGAGGAGGCGAAGCGGGCCGGCGAGGAGCUGCUGAAGCGGAGAGAAGUGUUUGGAAAGGUGCGAAAGAGCCCAUGGACACAAGGCCGUCUGCUCGGGCGCGGCGGGCAUGCUGCUGUGUACGAGGCGACUUCUACCCUGACGGGUGGCAAAAUGGCCGUCAAGAUCAUUCGCGUCUCCGGCAACUUUGAAGAGCGUAUCGAUGAGUUUAUGAAUGAAAUUGAGAUUCUGUGUCAGUUGACACACCCCAACAUCAUUCACUACUUUUACUGCGAGCGGACCGAGACAACCCUCAACCUCUUCAUGGCGCUGGCUGACCAAGGUACGGUAGCCGAUCUCCUCAAGCGCUGCCCACGGCUGCGCGAGAACCACAUCGCGACCAUCAUGAAACAACUUCUGCAGGCGGUCAACUACUUGCACGAAUGUGGCAUUAUCCAUCGCGACGUUAAGCCAGGCAACAUGCUCAUUUCGCAAGGACAACUGAAGCUGUCUGACUUCGGUACGGCCACUACGAACGUUCGAGAGGGCACUGUUGGCACCAUAAAGUACAUGGCCCCAGAGGUCGUUGACGGGAAGUCGAGUGGUAAGGAAAGUGACAUUUGGUCUAUCGGCUGCGUCGUCUGCGAGUGUUUGCAGAUCAAGCGCUCUGGUUGGGGCUUGCUUGGCUACGGUGCGCCAGAAGAGUACCCCAGUGAUAUAUCUGCUCAGGCGAUCGACUUUAUCAAGGCUUGCAUGCAGAGAAAUCCGUCAGAGCGCGCAACCGCUGGCACGCUGCUGCUGCACGAUUUCAUUGUACACCUCGACCACGAGGUGUUGCAGCUAGCUGAAGUACCAGCUGAGACAGUGCCAAACGAAGAGGAGGCAAAGCCACCUAAAUCCGGCAGAAGUUCCAGUGACUCCACCAUCAUCAGCUGGUCCUUCGACUAG
Messenger RNA from Leishmania braziliensis MHOM/BR/75/M2904, 2934 nucleotides. Its product is annotated as mitogen activated kinase-like protein. The coding region runs from base 1 to 2934 and encodes 977 amino acids. Gene Ontology annotation, molecular function: ATP binding; protein kinase activity. Lineage: Eukaryota; Euglenozoa; Kinetoplastea; Trypanosomatida; Trypanosomatidae. The transcript has a single exon. Gene Ontology annotation, biological process: protein phosphorylation. The record is from RefSeq and is a predicted model, not a curated record.